GUCUUCUCUGUUUCUAAUUUUCUCACACAAUCCUUUUCCAUAGAAUCCUACUAAAUCUCUCUCUCUAUAAAACUCACAUUGCACAGCACUGUGCUCCAAGAUUGCUUUGAGCUGUGUCUGUCUCCGGACAACAUUGCAAAGAUUCUCGAGAAAGUUCAAAACUUUCCCAGAAAAUUCAAAGGGUAUUUUCAUAUUUUGCUCACUGUCCAAAUAAGUAUCAAAGCUUGAAUCAGUGGCGGAGAAAAGUGACAAUGGAAGGUGGAAAAGGCGUGGGGGAGAAGAAAGGAACAAACGAUGUAGUUUUGCAGAUUUCGGUCGGCGAAGAGCGCACAAGUUACAACAAAGAAACCAGAGACUUGAAUCUUCAGCUGACGGAGCUUCAGUGCCUCAGAGUCUCCGGCUCUUCUUCGCGGUCGGUGUUCUCGAAACCCAAGUCGAGGUUCGUUGAGCCGUUUCCUCAGUUGAAGUCAACUGCUAAUUCUUCCAAUGUGGCAUCGCCAAGCUCCAAAAUCGCAGGCACAACACCGAGAGACGCUCUGAGGUCCGCCCCGAUAACCCCAAGAGCACCGUUGGUCGACGGCGGCGAGGAGGACGAUGAUGAGGAGGUUUAUAAGACUGCAAAGCUAAAGGUGUGUGCGAAGUCCGGUAAGAAGAUAAAAAAGUUGGCAUUGAUUGAGUUGGUUGCAUUUGUUUGCAUUGUUGUGUUUUUUAUUGCUGGCUUAACUGUACCUACGUUGGAAAAUAAGAUGUAUUUGGGGUUGGAAUUGUGGAAAUGGUGUGUCUUGGUGUUGGUUGUUUUGUGUGGUAGAUUGGUCACAGAAUGGUUUAUCAAUGUUCUGGUUUUCGUGAUUGAGUUGAACUUUUUGCUUAAGAAGAAUGUUUUGUAUUUUGUUUACGGGUUGAAGAGAAGUGUACAGAUUUUUAUUUGGUUGGGUUUGGUUCUUCUGGCAUGGGGUUUGUUGUUCGACAACGGAGUGAAGAGGUCAAGGAAAACCUCUAGGAUCCUAGGUUAUGUUACACGGGGUCUGGCUUCGUGCCUAAUUGGAGCGGCCAUAUGGCUGGUGAAGAAUUUGUUUGUCAAAGUAGUAGCUUCUUCAUUCCAAUGCAAUAGAUUCUUUGAUCGGAUUCAAGAAUCAAUCUUUCAUCAGUAUGUUCUCCGCACCCUUUCCGGGCCUCCACUGAUGGAAAUGGCAGAAAGUGUCGGGAGGGCCCCAAGCAGCGGUCGGUUGAGUUUCAAAAAUUUGAAGGGAGGGAAAAAGGAGGGGAAUGAAGGGGCCAAAGAGGAGGUGAUUGAUGUAGAAAAGCUCAAAAAGAUGAACCAAGAGAAAAUUUCUGCUUGGACCUUGAAAGGGUUGAUUAAUGUAGUAAGGAGUUCGGGGUUAUCUACCAUCUCCAACACACUUGAGAGUCUUGACGAUGAGGAGAGUGAGCAGAAAGGUAAGGAGAUUACUAGUGAGUGGGAAGCAAAGGCUGCGGCUUAUGAUAUUUUCCUGAAUGUCACCAAGCGUAGCAACAAGUACAUUGAGGAAGAUGACCUCUUGCGCUUCAUGAAAAAGGAGGAGGUCGACAUUGUUUUACCUCUGUUUGAAGGGGCAGCGGAAACUGGCAAGAUCAAGAGAAAAGCUUUGAAGAACUGGCUGGUGAAUGUUUACCUUGAGCGCAAAUCACUGGCGCAUUCCUUAAAUGACACUAAAACAGCAAUUGAGGAGCUGAAUAGGCUUGCCUCAGGGUUUUUGCUUCUGGUGAUCAUUAUCGUGUGGCUACUUCUGAUGGGAUUGUUUACGACAAACAUGCUAGUCCUUAUAGCAUCUCAGCUUUUAAUGCUGGCGUUUGUAUUUGGUAAUACUGCAAAAACUGUGUUUGAAGCGAUCAUAUUCGUCUUUGUGAUGCACCCUUUUGAUGUAGGGGACCGUUGUGUCAUUGAAGGAGUACAGCUUAUUGUUGAAGAGAUGAACAUAUUGACAACAGUCUUCUUAAGAUCUGACAACGAGAAAGUUUACUAUCCAAAUUCAGUACUGGCUAGUAAACCCAUCAGCAACUUCUAUAGGAGCCCGGAGAUGGGUAAUUCUGUUGAUUUUGCUAUUGACGUUUCUACAAAGAUUGAGACCAUUGUGGCUCUAAAAGCCAGAAUAAAAGAGUACUUGGACAGCAAGACUCAGCACUGGCGUCCUGCGCAUAGCGUGGUGGUUAAGGAUAUUGAGGACGUUAACAAAAUGAUAAUGGCUCUUUAUGUUACACAUACCAUAAACUUUCAGAACUAUGGCGACAAGACCAGUCGGAGAUCAGAUUUGAUCUUUGAGCUGAAGAAAAUAUUUGAAGAUCUUGGUAUAAAAUAUCACCUCCCGCAUCAAGAAGUUCAUCUCCGCUAUGUCGGAGCAUCCGCUGCAGAACUUCCACCCACAUGGCGGUGAUUGUUUCUGUGUAUGUUCACUGUUCUAAAAAUCCCCACCUAGCGCCGGCUAAGCGGUUAACCACCGUUCCAAUUAAUGCCUAGGCGUUUGAAAAUUAAGAAAUGAUGCAUAGACCUACUGAGGCGCCCGCCUAAACCUGCUAAGGCGCCCACCUAAACCGCCUAGGCACCUGCCUAGCCCGUCCAAACCUGCCUAGACAUCCGCCUAGGUUGUGACUCAUUUAGACAAAAAAUAGAUAACUUUCAUUUUUCAUUUUAUUUUUUCAAUAAAUUGGAAAAGACUUCUUGAAUACUUAAAGGAACACACAUUAUAUAUUUGUUCCCCAUGUUUUUAUUAUGUUCCAAUAACUCAUA
This is a messenger RNA of Malus domestica (apple), 2764 nucleotides long. Its product is annotated as mechanosensitive ion channel protein 10-like. Gene Ontology annotation, cellular component: plasma membrane. The record is from RefSeq and is a predicted model, not a curated record. Gene Ontology annotation, molecular function: mechanosensitive monoatomic ion channel activity. NCBI's taxonomy places the organism in Eukaryota, Viridiplantae, Streptophyta, Magnoliopsida, Rosales, Rosaceae. Gene Ontology annotation, biological process: transmembrane transport; monoatomic anion transport; detection of mechanical stimulus.